Molecule: messenger RNA, 2234 nt
Organism: Leptinotarsa decemlineata (Colorado potato beetle)
Lineage: Eukaryota; Metazoa; Arthropoda; Insecta; Coleoptera; Chrysomelidae
Gene: mats
Product: MOB kinase activator-like 1
Source: RefSeq, a predicted model, not a curated record
GUGUUGGUAGAAUUGGUAAUAUUUUUUACAUAUAUGGGUGAUGAUUGGUGACUAAAAUCUUUUUCUAAGGUCAUUGCUUUAUUGUCAUAAAAAUUGAUUGUAUAUUUCACGAAAUACUCAAGUUUGAAUAUACUGUUGUGCACUAUUUAGAAUAAGUUAAGAUGAGCUUCCUUUUUGGAAGCCGUUCUUCAAAAACAUUCAAGCCAAAAAAGAAUAUACCUGAAGGGACCCAUCAGUAUGAGUUAAUGAAACAUGCUGCUGCGACACUGGGCUCUGGUAACUUACGAUUAGCUGUUAUGCUUCCUGAAGGAGAAGAUCUCAAUGAAUGGGUAGCUGUGAACACUGUUGACUUCUUCAACCAAAUAAACAUGCUGUAUGGGACAAUAACGGAAUUUUGCACAGAAGAUAGUUGUCCUAUAAUGUCAGCCGGUCCAAAAUAUGAAUAUCACUGGGCAGAUGGACACACUGUGAAGAAACCAAUCAAAUGUUCAGCACCUAAAUAUAUAGACUAUUUAAUGACCUGGGUACAAGAUCAGCUAGAUGAUGAAACCUUAUUCCCAUCCAAGAUAGGUGUUCCUUUUCCAAAAAACUUUCAGUCUAUUGCGAAAACUAUUCUAAAGAGGCUCUUUAGAGUUUAUGCACAUAUUUAUCAUCAACAUUUUAGUGAAGUUGUGCAAUUAGGAGAAGAGGCACAUUUGAAUACUUCUUUUAAACAUUUCAUAUUUUUUGUCCAGGAAUUCAAUCUCAUAGAAAGAAGAGAACUGGCACCCUUACAGGAAUUAAUUGAUAAAUUGACAGCAAAAGAAGCACGAUGAAUUUGGUUACAGUAGAAAUAGAAGUUGAACAUGCCUUUAGUGCAUAUAAUUUGCCUGUAUCUCUAUGGAUUCUUAUUCUUCGUGGGAAAGUAACACAUUGGAUGAUUUUUUUAAGUUAUUAUCUAGUUAUUCAGUUUAUUUAUGAAAUAUUUGUUAUUCACACAACUGUUGAAGUGAUUUACAAUUCCACUUACUUUUAUAUCAAGAUAUUUAUUUUGAAGAUGCCCUUCACUGAAGUUUUUUCCUGAUGAUGCUUGAUCUGAAGAAAAUGAAAGAAUUGCUAUUUUCGAAGGUAAUAUGCAUGUGCUCUCUUCAAUAGUUUUUGAAACACUCUUAUUCUUGUGAAGUAGGAGAAGAGAAUUCAGACUAACACAAAAAUUCUGAAAAAAUUGAUUUAUGAAGCUUAUCAAUACAAUUCCUUUGAUUUCAAUAGAUCGAAGGUAAAGUCUGAGUAUAUGUGGAAAAAAUGUUAUGUUUUUGUUUGCACUCCAAAAUGGAAGGAAACUGAAGUUUUGUGUAACUGAUAAAUAUUUUAAUUUUCAACUUCAGGACAAAUCCAAUAUAAUAGUUUAAAAAUUUCCACACUAUGAAUUUUAUGUAGGAAAAAAUUCACUCAACGUACUCUUUCAUUUGAAUUGAUUCAUACCAAAAAGACCAACAUAUUAUGAAUUCAUCCUUCAGUUCUCGAAUUGUCUUCAGAGAGUAUUUAUAAAAAUAGAAAUACAAUUAUCAAAUAGUCAGCUAAUUUUGGGAUCAAGAUAUGUAUGUUUCAAAUGUGGAUCAAAGAUAUUCAUAUUUUCAGGAAAUUCAGUAAUCAUUAUCAAUUCAUUUUCAAGUUUUUCUAAGUCGCUUAUGUAAUUGUUUUUGAACAAAUUUGUUGUAACGAAAAUUAUUCCUUUGAUCAAAUAAUGGUAAUCGUAGAAAAUGAGAGUUGAGUAAAAUAAAUGUAUCCAACUUUGGUUGAUUGCAAAUAGCCAUUAACUUGAUUGGGAUAAAAAAUUUGUAUACAUAUUUUUGUCUCUUCCCAAUGAAAUUAGUAGUUAUGAUUUGAUUUGCUAAUACUUUUUUUAACUGAAUACUUACUGAUAUGUUUCACUACAAGUUUCUCAGCAUCAACAAGGGUUCGUUUUUGUUUGUGUGAAAUAUAUUUUAGUUAUAGUUUGUGUUAUUUCUAUACAUAUAGUUUUUUUUAUAAAUUUUCGGUAAUUCAAUCUAUUCUUCAACUACAUUUUAUGGAACUUUUCAUAUCAACUAUGUUACUCUCCAAUUAUUUUUUCACUGUGGCUGUGCUUAUGAUAAGCAUUCAUUAUUUUUUGGUAUGGAAUAAACAUUUUUCAAACAACUAUAGCAUUUCUAGUCUGUUAUCGUUAUAAUUGGAGGGUACCAUACAAUUAUUCAAAUAAAUUUGGUUAAACAGGG